AUGUGGAUUCGUUGCUCCCGCGUGUACGACCCGACGGCGUCGCGCGCCCCCCGUCCCUCACUUGGCGAGUUUCGAAUGUCUUUUAGUCUAUUACACUCGCUCACCGUGCACGAUGAGCGUUACCCUCAGGCCGUUAGCUCUCACUUGUAUAUCAUCGCGCAAACUUUCGCAACCGUAGCGUGUCGAAAUCGCUCCGCCCUGAACACUCGGCCGUGGAAAGCGCCGUGGCAACGUGGGAACUGUACGACGUUCGGAAUGAUACUGGUGCGAAGUGCGUGGCACGAGCGCCGUUCGGACUGA
This is a messenger RNA of Leptosia nina, 300 nucleotides long. The record is from the annotation of a GenBank genome assembly. Lineage: Eukaryota; Metazoa; Arthropoda; Insecta; Lepidoptera; Pieridae.